UAUAACAUUUAAACUUAGUUUUUGUUCUGCCUAUCAUUCACAAUAUGAACAUGCUAAAACAAAAGAUUUUAAAGAUUCAAGCUUUUCUUUAACUAUUGAAAUUACUAGUGAUGAUGAUUAUAGUGAAGAUUUUUUUGCAGACUUGACUUCACUAAAAAAAAGUUCAGUUUGCUCUGAAUUAAAGGCAAGAGCUAUAAUUAAGUGCCUUAAUGAUAAUACUGUUGAUAAAAGUGAUGUUAAAAUUUCUUACAAAGUAAAUAGCCAUGGUCAGGAGAUGGCAUUAGAAGAUAAUAAUGAUUAUGAUGCUUUUAUUAGCGAAUGUCAAAAAUUAGAAGGUUCAAAUAAAGACAUGAUGCUAUACAUUGUGAUAAAAGAUUCAGUUAUAAGUAAGAAUUUAAUUGAAGAAGUCAAAAGCUCAGAUGAGGAGAUAAAAGAAAUAAAAACCAAAAAAUCUAAAAAAAUUAAAAAAUCAAAACCUAAUCAUAUACCAAAAGAAUCAAGUCUUACUUCUGAUAAUAUCGAAUUAGCUAAUAUUAUUUCACAACUCAGGUCUAAAUAUAAAUAUGAUAUUCACUCUACUCCUUGUUAUAAGGCCAAAAUAACAACUAUUGAAACCCUACCUACAUACCCUACAUUCGGAAUAUCUUGUGCAGUCAAAACCAAUACACAAAUAUCAGAACCACAAUUACAAAUUACUAAUACAUUAGACCAAAAAAUUAACCAAUUAGAAAAUGAAAUCAAGCAAUUAAAAAACCAAAAUUCAGAAGAUUCUAAUUUAAUUCUAACACUUUAUGAAUUUUUAGAAACAUUAGACAAAAAAUAUAAUAGUAAUGGAGGUUACGUGGCCUUAGAACUCGCAUUUGCACAAGAGGAAAUAACUAUAAAUAUCAUCAAAGACUUAAGUGCUGCAGAAUUCAUUAAAUUAGAAGUCAACAAGAUUGGGUGGCAAAGGAAUAUCAGACAGGCAGGAAGAAAAUAUUAA
Molecule: messenger RNA, 982 nt
Organism: Scutellospora calospora
Lineage: Eukaryota; Fungi; Glomeromycota; Glomeromycetes; Diversisporales; Gigasporaceae
Source: the annotation of a GenBank genome assembly